Molecule: messenger RNA, 2369 nt
Organism: Ilyonectria robusta
Lineage: Eukaryota; Fungi; Ascomycota; Sordariomycetes; Hypocreales; Nectriaceae
Product: putative C6 transcription factor
Exons: 3
Coding region: 395-2230 (611 amino acids)
Biological process (GO): regulation of DNA-templated transcription; DNA-templated transcription
Molecular function (GO): DNA binding; zinc ion binding; DNA-binding transcription factor activity, RNA polymerase II-specific
Source: RefSeq, a predicted model, not a curated record
GGCCAUUGACAGUGAUGUAUUGUUAGUCGGCCCUUAUAUACAUAUUCCCUCGCAUCGACAUUGAUUCAUAGCCGAAGAAGCGCAAGUUUAUUCCAAGGAUGCCACCCAUGUCCACGUUCCUGGGCCGACUUCAAUUUGCGUCUUCCCCAGGUUGUUACCCCGCCACAUUUGCGCGUUCUAGCUCGUCUCGUCCAGGAUCGACACGGGGAAUAGGAGAAAUGACUGUUGAAUUGCGGGGGACGCGAUCAGCAGGCAAGUGGUCCCAGCCGAGGCAUUUAGCCGUGAGUAGAGUAUUUGACCGGUGCAAAUCCCCGCUCUCUCAAAUUGAAGCAUCACAACGCCGCCCAUCCUUUUCUCCGGCUCCUCAGAAUGCGCGAAAUCGCGUCCCACGGCAAUGGAUCGCAGUCCCACAUCGGCCUCGCCUCGUUCCCAGGCCAUUGUCCCGCCUCACCGACCGCCUACAAACAGGGCCUGUGACCGCUGUCGACGCCGAAAGGCCAGGUGUGACUUUGCAGAGUCUGGCCGCCGCUGUACCAACUGCCGCGAAUCAGGCCAGCAGUGCUCCUUCGACUUGCCCCUGGCUCGUCGUGGCCCCAAGACGCGGAGGCGGAAUACCAUCUCUGCCCUUCAGUCUGUCGAUCCUCGCCCUGUUGGUGACAGCUCCGCUCUGUCGUUCGCCGGAUCCAACCCCACCGCGGAAUUGACCCUUGUCGACUCCUCCGCUACGUCAGGUCCUUCUGAAGCCCAUUGGGAAGCCUCUCAUGCCCUGAAUGUCGAUCCAGCGCUGUCGCCGCAAACCAUCCACAGCUCCGUGUCCGACGCCGCCAUCACCCCCGGUCAAUCGGCCCUACAGCGCUGGCACAACCUGUCCCGAGCGUUGGCCUUUCUCACAGCUGAUCUCAAUCAACUGGUGACGCGCUGUUUUGAUCUGUUCUUCGAGUACCUCUAUCCACUCACGCCGCUGGUACAUGAACCGAGCCUGCGAGAUGCAUUGGCCUUCUUUGUCACCCAAGCUGCCACCGGUUUCUCCCCAGCCAGCAACCCAACCAGCAACGGCGGUCGCUUGGAAACAUGGCCAGAUGCGACAUUCACCUUGAUCACGGCCGUUUGCGCCGAAGCUGCCUUUUUAUUACCAAAAGACUUGUUUCCAGAAGGACAGUCUGUGGCUGACAUCUUCCUCAAGUCGUCGCGCAGUUGUCUCAACCAUUACUUGGAAGCGGACCUUGAAAGCCCCAACGCCAACUCCAUCGCCAUCCGAUAUUUCCAUUCCAAUUGUCUGCACGCGGCCGGAAAGCCGAAGUACUCAUGGCACAUCUUCGGAGAGGCAACCCGACUUGCGCAGGUCAUGCAGCUUCACGAGGAGACAUCCCUGGAGGGUCUGUUUCCAAUAGAGGCCGAACUUCGCCGGCGUGCAUUCUGGAUUGUGUACAUGGGCGACAAAUCAGCCGCUAUCUUGAACAAUCGCCCGAUAACGAUCCACCAGUUCUCAUUCGAGUCGGGCAUUACAACUGCAUAUCCGACAGGCAUUGAGGACGAAUCUUCCAUUGGUGUCUCGCCGGGGUCUGUUGCCCCGACACCAGAAACGAGGAAAACAUUCAUUGCUGGGUUCAAUGCCAACCUCCGCUUGUGGCAAACUGCCUCAAAUCUCCUCCUUCAAAUGAGACUCCUUCAGGAUCAAGAGCAACAUGACCUCUCCCUGCCAGGCCACCCGCCGCUUCCUACCCCCGAAGACAGAAGUCGCCUGGACGCACUUUACAUCCAGUUCAUCACAUGCCUUGACGAUUUGCCGCCGUAUUUGCAAUCAUAUACAUUCGCCGCCAUUGCUGGGGCGGGGAAAGAAGCAACGAAACAGAAUCAAUUCAUCAUACAAUGUGCUAACCUUCAGGUCUCAAUGCACUGCCUGCGAAUGGUCAUCACGCAGAAGUUUGAGGAGCGCUCCUUCUUCUCGACUGGAGUGGAACAAGCCGACCUGCGCAAGACAGAGAUCGCCCGGGAUAUGCUACGUGUGAUACACGAGGCUCCUUUCUGGUCGUUACAGGUCAACGGCGAACCAUAUGUAGAGAAGAUUCGACUUAUUGGAGCCAGUCUACUAGAAAUCAUCCACCGGAACAGGACUUCACCGAUAGCUACACGUGCUCGAAGCGAUUUUACGGUCCUCCUUGAUCUUCUCACGAGGUUGGACUCUAAGGCUUCCGAUGCUUUACGGAAUAACUCGACGUGGGUUGUUUAAACUUGAUUGUACAUAUGUAAUAAUUAGCAGAGUGGCCAAUUUUGAUAUAGGUGGUUGGUGUAUAUUCAUGCGUUAUUUUAAUCCUUUUAGGAUGGAAUGUUAGUUCUUAUGUAUUAUUAGCUCCAAAAGACAUGUCAAC